GUAGGGUUCGGGUUUUGGAGCGGCUGCGGGACCCGGGUAUGAAGUCCGGACCAAAAGCUCAGCUCCAAGAUGCUUCCGUCUGAAUCUCAGCGUUCUCCCGCCCGGAACCAAAGGAGUGGUUUGACCUGGGCGAGACCGUCGUCAUCGACCGUGGGAGUGGAUGGAGGAGUCGGCCUGCAGGCUGCAGUGGUGGUUUCGCUUGCUGCGUGUGGCAGUGCGCCUGCACAGAGCUUGAAGCCCUCGGGGAGGGUGGGACCGAGCAAAAUUGGGUCUGGGGUCUGGGGCUUGGGUGCGAAAUUCCAAGGUGAAUUCUUAAAUCCCUUAAAAUGUCUGAUGACGUUUUUCUCACGACGUCCAGGAGAUGCAGCUCUCUCCCAUGGUUCCUUAUUGCCAUUACUGUCUACGCCACCAACGCCAUCUCCAUUAUCCCUAGUUCACCCUAACCUCUUUCCAUGAUUUCACAGUGCGUUUACACCAGUAAUCUGUGACCCCCUCGGGGAGGGUGGGACCGAGCAAAAUUGGGUCUGGGGUCUGGGGGUUGGGUGCGAAAUUCCAAGGUGAAUUCUUAAAUCCCUUAAAAUGUCUGAUGACGUUUUUCUCACGACGUCCAGGAGAUGCAGCUCUCUCCCAUGGUUCCAUAUUGCCAUUACUGUCUACGCCACCAACGCCAUCUCCAUUAUCCCUAGUUCACCCUAACCUCUUUCCAUGAUUUCACAGUGCGUUUACACCAGUAAUCUGUGACCCCCUCAGUAGUUAUCAGGAGGCCUAUGGCAACAGCCCAGUCCUACCUCAGCCCAUCCUGAAAAACGUCGCAGGCAACAUGGAACCACCACGAGGCCCUACUGCUAGUGGGACUGACCCAACUCGGGUAGUUGGCACUGUCAAGGUGUACCUGCCUAACAAGCAGCGCACAGUGGUGACUGUCCGGGAAGGCAUGAGUGUCUAUGACUCUUUGGACAAGGCCCUCAAGGUGAGGGGUCUCAAUCAGGACUGCUGCGUGGUCUACAGACUCAUCAAAGGAAGAAAGACGGUCACUGCCUGGGACACAGCCAUUGCGCCUCUGGAUGGUGAGGAACUCAUUGUGGAGGUCCUGGAAGAUGUGCCGCUGACCAUGCACAAUUUUGUACGGAAGACGUUCUUCAGCCUGGCCUUCUGUGACUUCUGCCUUAAGUUUCUGUUCCAUGGAUUUCGCUGCCAGACCUGUGGCUACAAGUUCCACCAGCAUUGUUCCUCCAAGGUCCCCACCGUCUGCGUUGACAUGAGUACCAACCGCCGCCAGUUCUAUCACAGCAUCCAGGACCUGUCUGGCGGCUCCAGGCAGCAGGAGGCCCCCUCCAAUGUCUCUGUGAAUCAGCUGCUACCCCCCCAGGGUCCCAGCCUUUUCUCUAUUAGCCCCUUUACCCAGCAACGUGACCAGGAGCACUUCUCCUUCCCCGCCCCCGCCAACCCCCCACUGCAGCGCAUCCGCUCCACAUCUACUCCUAACGUCCACAUGGUCAGCACCACAGCUCCCAUGGACUCGAGCCUCAUGCAGUUUACUGCUCAGAGCUUCAGCACCGAUGCUGCUGGUAGAGGUGGUGAUGGAGCCCCUCGGGGUAGCCCUAGCCCAGCUAGUGUGACUUCAGGGAGGAAGUCCCCACAUUCCAAGUUACCUGCAGAACAGCGGGAGCGGAAGUCCUUGGCAGAUGAAAAGAAAAAAGUGAAGAACCUGGGGUACCGGGACUCAGGCUAUUACUGGGAGGUGCCACCCAGUGAGGUACAGCUGUUGAAGAGGAUCGGGACAGGCUCUUUUGGCACUGUGUUUCGGGGGCGUUGGCACGGCGAUGUAGCUGUAAAAGUGCUCAAGGUGGCCCAACCUACCGCUGAGCAGGCCCAGGCCUUCAAGAAUGAGAUGCAGGUGCUCAGGAAGACACGCCAUGUCAACAUUUUGCUGUUCAUGGGUUUCAUGACUCGGCCGGGGUUUGCCAUCAUCACACAGUGGUGUGAGGGUUCCAGCCUGUACCACCACCUACAUGUGGCUGACACGCGCUUUGACAUGGUCCAGCUCAUUGACGUGGCCCGGCAGACUGCCCAGGGCAUGGACUACCUCCACGCCAAGAACAUCAUUCACCGAGACCUAAAGUCCAACAAUAUCUUCCUACAUGAGGGGCUCACAGUCAAGAUUGGUGACUUCGGCCUGGCCACGGUGAAGACACGGUGGAGUGGGGCCCAGCCCUUAGAGCAGCCCUCAGGGUCUGUGCUAUGGAUGGCAGCUGAGGUGAUCCGGAUGCAGGACCCGAACCCCUACAGCUUCCAGUCGGAUGUCUAUGCCUAUGGCGUUGUGCUCUAUGAGCUUAUGACCGGCUCACUGCCCUACAGCCACAUUGGCAGCCGUGAUCAGAUCAUCUUUAUGGUGGGCCGCGGCUAUCUGUCUCCGGACCUCAGCAAAAUCUUCAGUAAUUGCCCCAAAGCCAUGAGGCGCCUGCUGACUGACUGCCUCAAGUUCCAGCGGGAGGAGCGGCCCCUGUUUCCCCAGAUUCUGGCCACGAUCGAGCUGCUGCAGCGGUCACUCCCCAAGAUUGAGCGGAGCGCCUCGGAACCAUCCUUGCACCGCACCCAGGCUGAUGAGUUGCCUGCCUGCCUUCUCAGCGCGGCCCGCCUUGUGCCUUAGACCACUCCUAGUCCACCAGGGAGUCGAUUUCCGCCUACCAUGCCAAGGCACCCCAUACCUACCAGCCAGUCAUUGUUCCGCCUGUCUUGAUACUGCCUCAGGAUUCCCUGUCCCACACCCUGGGAAAUUUGGGGGACCCCAAAAACUGAGGUCCCCCGCUUCCUCCGUAAUAUGGCCUCCUCUUGACUUUGGGGAUAGUUCUAGUUUGGAGAGCUGUUUUACCUCCAAUGGCUGUGAUUCAGUGUAAGGAUUCCACUCAGAACCUCUUUUUAAAGUUUUUGCCUGAUGUGUCUUCACUGGAUUUGGGGGUUCCCAGCACCCCAUGUAGAUUUGGGGGUUUCCCUUUGUCUCCCCCACUAUUCAAGGACUCUACUCUUUACCAAGAAGCACAAAAUUCUGCUGGGC
Molecule: messenger RNA, 3055 nt
Organism: Apodemus sylvaticus (European woodmouse)
Lineage: Eukaryota; Metazoa; Chordata; Mammalia; Rodentia; Muridae
Gene: Araf
Product: A-Raf proto-oncogene, serine/threonine kinase
Exons: 16
Coding region: 821-2650 (609 amino acids)
Biological process (GO): protein phosphorylation; signal transduction
Cellular component (GO): mitochondrion; cytosol
Molecular function (GO): ATP binding; protein kinase activity
Source: RefSeq, a predicted model, not a curated record